Messenger RNA from Pelobates fuscus (common spadefoot toad), 2019 nucleotides. It is a transcript of the gene PGAM2, whose product is annotated as phosphoglycerate mutase 2. Gene Ontology annotation, biological process: glycolytic process. The coding region runs from base 110 to 871 and encodes 253 amino acids. The record is from RefSeq and is a predicted model, not a curated record. The transcript is spliced from 4 exons. NCBI's taxonomy places the organism in Eukaryota, Metazoa, Chordata, Amphibia, Anura, Pelobatidae. Gene Ontology annotation, molecular function: intramolecular phosphotransferase activity.
GUACGAAGUGGAGUGACAUUGGGUAUAUGAGAAGAAUGUUCAGAAAGUGAUUGAGAGACAAUCCAGGGACCAGGACUUCAAGCCGGAUCACUCCAAGAUUUUAGGCACCAUGCCUCACCGCCUAGUAAUCGUUCGUCAUGGCGAGAGCUCUUGGAACCAGGAGAACCGCUUCUGUGGUUGGUUUGAUGCCGAACUGAGUGAAAAGGGAGUUGAGGAGGCUCGUCGUGGAGCACAAGCUGUACGUGACGCUGGGAUGGAGUUUGACAUCUGCUACACAUCAGUGCUAAAGAGAGCAGUGCGCACACUCUGGUAUAUCUUGGAUGGCAUUGACCAGAUGUGGUUGCCAGUGGUCAGAACCUGGAGGUUAAAUGAGCGACACUAUGGGGGUCUCACAGGACUCAACAAAGCAGAGACAGCUGAAAAGCACGGGGAAGAACAGGUGAAGAUCUGGAGAAGAUCUUAUGACAUCCCACCACCUCCAAUGGGAGAAGACCACCCUUACUACAAGCUUAUCAGCAAGGACCGGCGUUACGCAUCUCUUACACCAGCCGAGCUGCCCUCUUGUGAAAGUUUGAAGGACACUAUUGCCCGCGCCCUCCCCUUUUGGAAUGAUGUGAUUGCCCCACAGAUCCGCGCUGGGAAGAGAGUGCUGAUCGCUGCACAUGGCAAUAGCCUGAGGGGCAUUGUCAAGCACUUGGAAGGGAUGUCUGACGCUGCCAUCAUGGAACUUAAUCUCCCCACUGGAAUCCCUAUUGUGUACGAGCUGGAUGACAACCUGAAGCCAACUAAACCCAUGGCUUUCCUGGGAGAUGAAGAGACAGUGAAAAAAGCAAUGGAAGCUGUGGCUGCCCAGGGCAAAGCCAAGAAAUAGGCUGAUUUUGAUCUGUAGCAAUAACACAGGUUGAUGGACACAUGGGCAGAAACAAGGCCAUGCAAAGAGAUCGAAACCUGGAUUAAAGGGAAAAUCUGGUCACAUUGCAUUGGGAGGGUAUACAUAUAUAUGGACAGGAAAAUGUGCGCAAGGGAACAAGGUGGCACAUUGUAUAAAGACAAAACUAUAUAAGGGAUUGUGAGAUCACAGAGAAAGAACAAACACAGAAACAAUUAAACUUUCCUUAUAAUUCUUAGAACAGGCAGUUUCUGUGUUUGUGACGGAAAGCUCAGUCUCACACACUGUUAACAUAAGCUCCUGACCUAAUUAUUACACGUAGGGCUGUCAAAAAUAAAAUAAAACAAAAACUCCUGUUAAAUCUCAACAAUUUGGAGACAAGAAAAAUGUGGGAAGGUAAAUUCUCUAAUUUGAUCACGCACAGGAAUCUACCAGGACACAUCCUAAAACUGGAUCCUACCUUCAUUGUGCUCUAAAGUUUCCUAAAUCAUGAGAUGUAUGACUUGUUAGUAAUUAAACACACCUUGUGUAGCAAUGAACAUGAUUCCAUGCACAAUCGCAUGUCUCCUUACUUUGGUUCUUAUGGUUAUUGUUUUCUGUGAUUCUUAAAAAUAUCACACAAUCUUUUACUGUCCCCAUACACACACACAUAUUCUGUCCUAGUAAUAACACACAUUCUUCCCUGUUAAUUUAUACAAACAUUUAUCCUUUUGGCACAAUGCAUUUGUGUUAGUGUUACAUCCCCCAAAAUAUCUUAUUAGCUAAACACAAAUAUUCUGCACUAGUGAGUUACACACAUUCUGUCCAAUGAAUUGUGCCGUAUGUUCAUAUAUUGUUAGAGUUUUGACAAACAAAUCAUCGAUACUAGUGAUUACAAAUUGCCCUAGUGACCAAACACAUGUUCUGCCCUAGUGAUCCACACACAAUGUUCUAUUAAGCAUAGUCUUAGUGGUCACAUAUAUAAUCUUAGUGGUCAUCUUUUAGUGAUUUGAAAUAAUCCUAAUGAUCACAGACUGUACUGGUGAUGUAUCAAUUUAAUUAUGUUCUAGAAAAAUAUAUUUUGAUUCUAUUUCUCUCAUUAAACCUUACAUCAUGUAUUUAUGUCCCAAUAAACAAGAACUACAGCCAAA